GAGCCAUGGGCGACUGGAGUUUCCUGGGAAACAUCUUGGAGGAAGUGAAUGAACACUCCACCGUCAUUGGCAGAGUUUGGCUCACGGUCCUCUUCAUCUUCCGAAUCCUCAUCCUCGGCACGGCAGCUGAGUUUGUGUGGGGCGAUGAGCAGUCUGAUUUCGUAUGCAAUACCCAGCAGCCAGGUUGCGAGAAUGUCUGCUACGACGAGGCCUUUCCCAUCUCUCACAUCCGCCUCUGGGUCCUGCAGAUCAUCUUCGUCUCCACUCCGUCGCUGAUGUACGUGGGGCACGCGGUGCAUCACGUCCGCAUGGAGGAAAAGCGGAAGGACCGUGAAGCGGAGGAGCUGUGUCAGCAGUCACGCAGCAACGGGGGCGAGAGGGUGCCAAUCGCCCCGGACCAGGCCAGCAUCAGGAAGAGCAGCAGCAGUAGCAAGGGCACCAAGAAGUUCCGGCUGGAGGGCACGCUGCUAAGGACCUAUGUCUGCCACAUCAUCUUCAAGACCCUCUUCGAGGUGGGCUUCAUCGUGGGCCACUACUUCCUGUACGGCUUCCGCAUCCUGCCCCUGUACCGCUGCAGCCGAUGGCCCUGCCCCAACGUGGUGGACUGCUUUGUGUCCCGGCCUACGGAGAAGACCAUCUUCAUCCUGUUCAUGCUGUCCGUCGCUUUUGUGUCCCUCUUUCUGAACGUCAUGGAGAUGAGCCACCUGGGCAUGAAGGGAAUCCGGUCUGCCUUCAAGAGGCCCGUUGAGCAACCACUGGGGGAGAUCCCUGAGAAGUCCCUCCAUUCCAUUGCGGUUUCCUCCAUCCAGAAAGCCAAGGGCUACCAGCUCCUGGAAGAAGAGAAGAUCGUAUCCCACUACUUCCCUCUGACCGAAGUUGGAAUGGUGGAGACCAGCCCACUUUCAGCCAAGCCCUUCAGUCAGUUUGAGGAGAAGAUCGGCACGGGACCCCUGGCAGACAUGUCACGGGGUUACCAAGAAACCCUGCCUUCUUAUGCUCAGGUGGGGGCCCAGGAAGUGGAGGGGGAAGAGCAGCCGGUAGAGGAGGCCGUGGAACCCGAAGUGGGAGAGAAGAAGCAGGAAGCCGAGAAGAUGACCCCAGAAGGGCAGGAGCCGGUUGCAGUGCCUGAUGGGGAGAAAGCGGAGACCCCUGGAGUGGGGAAGGACGGCGAGAAGGAAGAGCUGCAAGCUGAAAAGGUAGCCAAGCCAGGGCUGUCGGCCGAGAAGGCGCCUUCACUCUGUCCAGAGCUGACAACCGAUGACAGCAGGCCCCUGAGCAGGCUGAGCAAAGCCAGCAGCAGGGCCAGGUCGGAUGAUCUCACCAUAUGAAGUGGUGCAGAAGAAAGACACCCACCUCCCGCUAAUACAGACCGAGAUAAAAAAAGAAAAAAAAGAAAAAAAAAGCCAGCUGGUACCUAUAUACUUGGAGCCUUCUGUGUCCCGUGGGUCACCCCCGCCCCUAGUUGGAUAGAUGCUGUUCUAGAACAAUGCAUGCUGUACGACUAGGAGACUGCCUUUCCCAUUUGUAUGGACUACCAAGGUAAACCCACUGUCCUAGUGAAGUUUCCAGUUUCCUGUGCCUGCCCUGGUCUUCUGUCCCAACUGCUAUGGGGUCGGGGGCUUUGCUCUCCUCCUCGUUUCUCUGUGGAAAACCAUCAGGUCAGAAUCGUGGUUACCUCAUAACCUUUUACUAGAAUUGCCUCAAGCUCGCUGACCCAGCACUUCCCUAGCAGAAGCCACCGACCCUACAUGAGUGAUCUCAAACCCCAAAGCCUACGGGAUCCAGGCUGGUCAUUUAAAUAGCUAAAGUGGCCCUGCUCUAAUAUGCUAUGAUAUAAUAUAUAGAGAGAGGUAGGGCUAUGAAAGCUGGACAGCGGUAACAACAUCUGGCUGCUUCCCGACAAUAGUUU
Molecule: messenger RNA, 1909 nt
Organism: Peromyscus leucopus (white-footed mouse)
Lineage: Eukaryota; Metazoa; Chordata; Mammalia; Rodentia; Cricetidae
Gene: Gja8
Product: gap junction protein alpha 8
Exons: 1
Coding region: 6-1328 (440 amino acids)
Biological process (GO): cell communication
Cellular component (GO): connexin complex
Source: RefSeq, a predicted model, not a curated record